AUGGAUCCUCUUCCUCCUGUUUAUGGUAUGAUAUUCUCACGGCUGUAUAUGACGCUUGUCGCCAAAGGUUGGUCCGUGCCCACAACGAGCUCAUGCAGCGUCGCGCGGACAUCAAUGCCCAACGACAAGCCGUUGCCUGCCAUCCCUACAGCACGUCCGUUGCCAACGGUGCUGACGAUUGAAGCUCGUAGGCACCGUUUACGUUUCAUACGGCAAGUCCUUCGAGAAGACGCCAGUGACUCCAUCUCAGAGAACGCGAAGGAAACCUGGGCACAAUGCAUUGAAGAAGCUCUGGAUGAGCUCAGCGCCAGUAUGACUCGUGGUGGUUGGCUGGGAGGUAUCAAGCAAGGUAGAGAGCUGUUGGCGCAUAAACGGGUCGCGCAGCAGAAGGCCCUCGCGCAAGACGCGCAGGAGGCCUUGAAGCACCCAAAGAAGUCGGCAAGUCAGAAGACGGGCUCCCCUGACAUACCUUCCAGCGGGAGUCCUUCGAAGUUGACACUCAACCAAGUAAAGGACCUGGUUGCGCAGUCCCAUACUCCCGCACCCAAGUCUGUCGCUAAACAUCUUCUGUUGUGCGUUGCACCGCUGGGGAGUAGGCUAGCUAUCUCGAGAACUGCUGGUGUCGUCCUACCGGCUUCUGCAAGCUGCAAAUUCUCUAAUGGGGUGUUUACGUUGCCAGACGAAGGCCAGUCAACGAUUUUGUUGGGUCUAGACGGAUGGGAUAGUAUCAUAUCCCCAGACGAGGGACCAACACGUCUCGUCGGCGGCACCUUCUCUUUUGUCGGCGUGGCUUCGUCUACACAACACGCUCUCCUGUCAAAAGCCCUCCGUGUCGCCACAUAUGUGCACCUCUCACUGGUUCUCGAACAACACUUCCUCUCCUCUUCGCAUGUCCAACUCCAUUUUCCCAAGCCGCGUGUUGCCGCUACACACCGGUCGUUCCAAUCCCACCAAACAGCACAUCAAGAGGACACUAGAGCUCGCCAGCAACGGAACUCGUUUUUGCCCACACCUGGCGGCAUUUUAUCGUACUUAUCUAAGAAGGCGGGUCUUUACCGUUCGAAUAGCUCGACUUCCGUGUCCAGUCGCGGCACAUCUUUCGACCUCAGCCGGCCUCCCACAGUAGAGGACAGCCCGAUAGCCUCCGUGGACACGUCGAGCACUCCAUCACGUCGAUUUUCUUUCGUCCACGAUGUGCGCCCUUCAUUUCUCAAGCCAACAUCCCCUAAGCCUGGCCCUGAGCUCCCUUUCGCAACUUUAGUACACAAUAUCGAGCAAUGCAAAGAGUUGUACUCUACGUCUACAGGUGUAGUCGUAAAGCCGCCGACUCUAAUCGUGGGCCUUGCGGAGAAGGAGAAGCAGUAUCCGGAGAGGAAACUGAAGGGAGACGAAAGGACGGGGCUGAGUAGUAUUCUGGGAUGGGACGGGAAGGAGUCGCGCGGGAAGGGGAUGAGUGGGACAUCUGGAUUUGUGAGGCACCAAGGAAUCAGUGCCCUUUACUCCCUCUACGUCCCGUCUAGCGAAUCAACAACUCCGUCGUCAUCUGAAUCCACGUCGCCUUCUCGUGCCUCCCUAGUCAUUCCGGACGCCAGGCCGUCUCUCAUUGCUUGCGGGCAACCCCGCUGGGUAUCAUAUAGGUAUUACUCGCGGGACCAAUCGCUAGACAAAUGCCUUGGAGAGGUGAUCACAGAAUGGGUAUCUUGCUCUGGGCUGCACUGCUCGGAGAGUUCGCAGUGUAAGCUCAAACGUGGCGAGCAUGAGAUGCGGUUCAUACACGGUGGGGUGUGCAUUGCAGUGAAAGUGCAGCAGGCAGAGGAGGAGGCGCCGUGGAGAGAGGAUGACAUCGAGAUGUGGCAGAGUUGUGACGUUUGUGGCGCGCAAACGAAGCAGACGAUCAUGUCGGAUGGCACCUACUUGUUCUCAUUUGCGAAAUUCAUUGAGCUACUGGUCUAUUCACCAGAAAUACAUAGACUGCAUCCCACCCUCUGUGACCACACAUCUCCUUCCCCAUCCCCCUCUUCUCCUUCUUCUCCAUCGUCUCCCAAAAGUACUACCUCUCCUCCAUCUAAUAGACCCUCCCUCAGUAUCCUCCGCCAUUUCCGCCGAGGUUCCGGGACCGUCUCCUUCUCUCUGACUGCCAUAGAUGAGAUAUUUGAGCUCAAAGUCCCGCGGCUGCAGAUACUCCGCAUGUACGGCGAAAAAGCAUCCAAGGAGAGUCCGACAACCGGGACGAGAACGAGCACGAGCAUGGUAAGUACGAUUUCGGAAGUGGAAGAGAGGUCUACGGAGGCGGAGAAACGCGUGCUGAGACGCGAGAUCAAGACGUGGUGGGAAGGAGUGGCGGAUCAUAUUGAUAAGUUGGAGGGGGUAUUCAACGGGGAAGAUCCAAAUGCGUUCCGCAAGUCACUGCCUAGGCUGCCCUCUUCUGACGAUCCCUUUGAUGAUGAUAUUGACGAUAUGGACGUCGCAACGCCGACGAAAGCGACUAUAACUGGGUUACCCAUCUCACUCACACCCUUGUCAUUCCCCCAAUCCUCUAGUAACGAUUAUUUUGUCCAUCAUCACGCUCACUCUAUUUCAUCCAACUCCUCAACGUCCACUCAGACAGUUUCGGCGACUACAACCAAUGCUACUCCCGCCCCUGCUCCCGCCCCUGCUCCCUCUGCUGAUCCCGCAGAGUUACUUUCGAGGCUGCGCCACACGUUCCAAAGGAUUGAACAGUCCCUUUACUAUCAAUUAUCCAAAUCACCGCUCUCAUCGCUCAAUGAUGUGAGGCGGUCGUUUCUGUGCGCGUCUAUGGGCGCUAGUAAGCGAUUGGCGGCAUGGCAGCAGAAGCAUCUCCCUGCGGACGUCGCAGAGGCAGUUGGGAAUACUGUGCUAUGUGUCGAACCGGAGUGGUGGGCGAAAGGGUGCCAUGCUGUACCCGGGAGUAAUGUCGUCGUAAGAGAAAACGACUGGGGGAGUAUCAUUGCGUUUACUUUGGGAACCGUUGACUAUCAACACGAACUGGCCAGCAUGGCUUUACCACGCUCCGCGCGAGCUCAACCAAGCUCUCCAGCCUCAACUUCUCCCAGUACCACCACCAGUACGGGUACCUCGUUCUUCUCCCCUUCUCGAGGAUUCCGGUUCUUCACAUCCUCGACACAGAGCCAACCCGACCCUGAUCAGGAAGACGUCGUUUGGUACGAACCAGAGUCGUUCUCCUCUGUGAUAAGCAGAAAGGAACAUCCCAAAGAUGCGACGUAUUUGCUGUCUAUUCGAGAGGUGCUGCGACAGCGGGCAGCUGUAGAUGGACCUUCGACGUUGUCGCCGUCUCGGUUCGUUCCAUCCGCGGGGCAAGGGUCGGCGGGGUCGAAGUCUGCGAAUGGGGCUCCGCCGUCUGCGUGGGCUAAGCCGGAUGUUCAAGUUAGCAUGGAAGCUGCGGAUGGGAUAGUGAGUUGUCUGCCAGAGAACGCGGAAAGCGCGGGGCGGAUUCUGCAGGAAAUUGAGUCGGCGGAGGUAUCGAGGCCUGGCUCUGCGAUGUCUGGGGCUUUGGGGUCGUUGGAGGGGUAUAUUCGUCGGGGUAAAUCGGGGUCGACGCUCUCAGUAUCGACGAAAAGUGAUGCUACGAUUGGGAAGGAGAGGAGCAGUCCCGCGGAGUCUGCGCCGCCGCCUGAGGUGCCACCAAAGGAACUCGAGGAUGGUCACCUAGAUGCCGGACAUGGUGCUACUGCCAGUGGCGCAUCCCCCAUCCCAUCGACGCACUCGACUUUAUCACUCAGCAGCGCCUUCUCGAGCGGUCUCGGCUACGCAAUGCGACUAAUCUCAACACAAGUCGAACCAGAGAAGCCCACCCUCCCGUCAAAAGGGCCUCACGGUCUGCUUUCCACCGACGGGAUCUACAUUGACGACAAGCCUCAUAUUAAGUAUGACUGGACUGUGGGGAAGCGCCUGAAGUUCAGUUGUACGGCAUACUAUGCGAAGCAGUUCGAUCUGCUGAGGAGAAGGUGUGGGAUUGAGGAUUGGUUUCUGCAUAGUUUGUCGAGGAGCGCGAAUUGGGCCGCGGAAGGCGGGAAAAGUCGCGCCAACUUCUGGAAGACGUCGGACGAUAGACUGAUCAUCAAGACCUUGGUGAACGCGUGGAAUGUCGCUGACCUCCAAGUCUUGCUUGAACUCGCCCCAUCGUAUUUCCGAUACAUGGACACAACGGCGAAAAGGGCCACUGUGCUCGCGAAAUUGCUCGGCUUCUACACCAUUGAAAUACGCAACCUUGAAACGGGUACUGUGCAAGCUAGGGCCGAUCUUCUUGUUAUGGAGAACCUCUUCUAUUCGCACAAAAUUGUGAAGACCUUCGAUCUGAAAGGCAUUCAAGGUCGGAAGAUAAAGCCUGGGGAUGAUGGCACCCAUCACUCUAAGACGUUGUUUGACGGAGAAUGGAUCGAAGGCCAGCAACGCACGUUGACUCUUGUACAACCACACUCCAAGGCGAUACUGAGGGAAGCGAUACGCAAUGAUGCCGAGUUCUUGGCCAAGAGUAACAUCAUGGACUACUCGCUUCUCUUGGGGGUUGAUGAAGAGAACAAGCAGAUCGCGUGUGGUCUCGUGGACACAAUUGGAAGUUACACCUUCGCGAAGACGCUGGAGUACAAAGCAAAGCAAGGUCUCAAUUCGGGCAAAGAGGUCACUGUCAUCCCCCCAGCCGAAUAUCAGGAACGCUUUGUCAACGCACUAGAACGGUACUUCCUGCCCUGUCCAGACAAAUGGUCGCAACCCAUGGACGGCGUGAAAGUCAGCGGCGACCCGAACUCGCUUCCUAGUGUCUUGUAG
Pleurotus ostreatus (oyster mushroom) is the source of this 4806-nucleotide messenger RNA. RefSeq lists its product as uncharacterized. The record is from RefSeq and is a predicted model, not a curated record. Lineage: Eukaryota; Fungi; Basidiomycota; Agaricomycetes; Agaricales; Pleurotaceae. Gene Ontology annotation, cellular component: endosome membrane; fungal-type vacuole membrane. Gene Ontology annotation, biological process: phosphatidylinositol phosphate biosynthetic process. Gene Ontology annotation, molecular function: 1-phosphatidylinositol-3-phosphate 5-kinase activity. The transcript is spliced from 10 exons. Bases 1 to 4806 code for a protein of 1601 amino acids.